Messenger RNA from Psylliodes chrysocephalus, 636 nucleotides. The record is from the annotation of a GenBank genome assembly. NCBI's taxonomy places the organism in Eukaryota, Metazoa, Arthropoda, Insecta, Coleoptera, Chrysomelidae.
AUGGCUUGUGACGGACCUCUAGCGGACUCGCUCAAGAAUUUGAUUUGCAGCAUUGAGGGAUGCCCCCCAGCACCUCCAGUAUGUCCUCCCUUUUGUCCAUCUCCCUUAUCACCACCGCAUGUCAUGUGCUGUCAUGUUCGUCCACCACCGAUAUGUGCUCCAACCCAACCAGAACCUGUAAAACCCUUAAGAUUGCCUUGUCAGGAUCCUCCUGAGCGCCGCAUGUCAGACCACGAAGCCGACCUAGUCAGAUUCUCGAACUUCUACAAUGCUUACAACGUCGAUUGGAGAGCCGACUCCCCUUGUAACUUCGACCCCAAUUUCGACGACCCCAGAUGCCCAAUGAAGUGCAGCAUUGGCGUCUGUUUAGACGGCAAACUACCCUGUAUCCCGAGGUGUCCUAAACCGCCUUGUUGCGAUAACGGUUGUCCUACGGGAUUCAAACCUUGCAGAAUGCGAUUGAUACCCCCCUCGGAUCGUCAUCCCUGCGGGUUAUGGUGCGCUGAUGUCUUGGAUUGUCCCCCUCCGCCUCCUAAAAAGGUUUACGGUACAUUCGUUGCGUCUAAACCUUGUUGCAGAUUUUGCUGCAUUCAUACGGAUCCUACCAAGUGUAAAGCUAGUUGUUUUAGCCGAUAG